This is a messenger RNA of Carassius auratus (goldfish), 6897 nucleotides long. RefSeq names its product Golgi-specific brefeldin A-resistance guanine nucleotide exchange factor 1-like. The record is from RefSeq and is a predicted model, not a curated record. Gene Ontology annotation, biological process: regulation of ARF protein signal transduction. The transcript is spliced from 41 exons. Bases 323 to 5980 code for a protein of 1885 amino acids. Gene Ontology annotation, molecular function: guanyl-nucleotide exchange factor activity. NCBI's taxonomy places the organism in Eukaryota, Metazoa, Chordata, Actinopteri, Cypriniformes, Cyprinidae.
ACAUAUUAUAUUUAACACUGUGACUGUUAUAUCUAGUUGUCAUUGUGGAUCUCAUAAUACCAUUGGAUCGGGUUGGAGUUCCACUUUUCCAGAACAUGAGCCAAAUCUAUGUCUGUAUUCAAAAACAAAUAGAUUUUAUGUGUCGAGUUUACUUUCUGAAGUUGCUAUGUGUAUACAUACAUUUUCUUGUCAUACAGGGCCUCGCAGUUUUAUGCAUCAUCUGUAUUUCUAACAUUAUCCUUGCAUCAACACGUCUUUAAAAAACAACUUGCCCCCACAAGGCACUAUCUUGAAUAAUGAAGUCUGAGCUCCUGAUUAUCUGAUGCUCUGCACAGAGAUCAUCUCCAGCUUUAAGCUCUUCUCUAUAACCUGUGGUCUAACUGAGAGAUUCACUAUGGUGGACAAGAAUAUAUACAUCGUUCAAGGGGAGAUUUCCGUUGUUGUUGCUGCUAUCAAGAGGAAUUCUAGAUGGAGUACCCAUACUCCUUUGGAUGAAGAACAGGACCCCCUUCUCAACAGCUUCAGCCAGUUGAAAGAGACCCUCAAUAACAUAAAAGAUCUUUCUGAUGUGGAACCCAACGUGUUUCUUAGACCUUUUCUGGAGGUGGUCCGCUCCGAGGACACAACUGGACCAAUCACAGGCAUUGCUCUCACAUCGGUCAACAAGUUUUUGUCAUAUGGCCUGAUAGAUGCCAAUCAUGAAGGGGCAGCAGAGGGCAUCGAGAAUAUGGCUGACGCAGUCACACAUGCGCGAUUCGUGGGCACCGACCCCGCUAGUGAUGAGGUGGUGCUGAUGAAAAUCCUCCAGGUUUUAAGGAGUUUGCUGCUGACUCCAGUUGGAGCCCAUCUGACCAAUGAGUCUGUCUGUGAGAUCAUGCAGUCCUGUUUCCGAAUAUGCUUUGAAAUGAGAUUAAGUGAGCUGCUGAGAAAGUCAGCUGAGCACACGCUGGUGGACAUGGUGCAGCUGCUCUUCUCCAGAUUGCCACAGUUCAAAGAGGAGGCCAAGAGUUAUGUGGGCACUAACAUGAAGAAGGCUUACAAUAUCUUAUGGAAAAACAAACGAGUGCAGCUAAAGAUGAGAGCCGGGGGAAUGAGUGAGUCGUCCAAGUGGAAGAAACAGAAGCGUUCUCCCCGCCCCCCUCGUCACAUGGUACACAGUCCCUCAGGACAGAUGGAUCCCGGCCAGUCCAGUACCCUCACCAACAACCUUUCAGGUGGAGUUCCUUUCAUAGAGCAGCACAGUGGAGGUUCUUCUUCUCUUCCUGGUUCUGACAGUGCAUCUUCCUCCAUCUCCAGCCCCACCGCUGACAGUGGCUUAGACACCGGCUCUAAAACCACCUCAAAGGAAGAUCUCACAGACCUGGAGCAGAGCAGCUCAACGGCCACCACUCCUGUGUCACCCUCCGCACAGCCCGGCAGACUGGAGUCACAGUCUGAGGGCAGGGAGGUGGAGCGUGCCCAGUCUGCUUCAGUGGAGUCCAUUCCUGAAGUCCUGGGAGACCGAGACUUGCUGGCUGACCAGUCGGAUUCGCCAUCGGUCCACGACAUGGACUAUGUGAACCCCAGGGGAGUGCGCUUUACACAGUCCACCCAGAAAGAGGGUGCUGCUCUAAUCCCAUACGGUCUCCCGUGCCUAAGAGAGCUCUUCCGGUUCCUCAUCUCUCUCACCAACCCACAUGACCGCCAUAACUCCGAUGUGAUGAUUCACAUGGGCCUCCAGCUGUUGAACGUGGCCCUAGAAGCGGCACACAUCGCUCCCUAUCAGUCAUUGCUCUGUCUUGUCAAAGACGAGCUCUGUAGGCACCUCACACAGUUGUUAGGUGUGGAACGAAUGAACCUGUAUGCUGCCUCCAUACGCGUGUGCUUUCUUCUCUUUGAAAGCAUGCGAGAACAUCUCAAGUUUCAGCUUGAGAUGUACCUGAAGAAGCUAAUGGACAUCAUUACCUCAGAGAACCCUAAAAUGGCCUAUGAGAUGAAGGAGAUGGCUCUGGAGGCCAUCGUACAGCUCUGGAGAAUCCCCAGCUUUGUCACAGAGCUCUACAUAAAUUAUGACUGUGACUUUUACUGCUCCAACCUGUUUGAGGACCUCACCAAACUGCUCUCUAAGAAUGCCUUUCCAGUGUCCGGGCAGCUCUACACAACCCAUCUCCUGUCACUCGAAGCCCUGCUGACAGUGAUCGACAGCACAGAGGCUCAUUGUCAGGCCAAAGUGCUCAACAGCGCUGCACAGCAGGACCAAUCAGAAUCCACGACAGUAGGAGGAGACGGUUCGGUCAUUACAAUCACUGAUUCAACAACAGAGGCCGGCAAAUAUGCACCCAGUUGUAAUGGACAGAACGCUGUGGUGUCAGAGACCAGGACUGCAUGUCCUCCCACCAGCGGUCAUCUGAUGGCAGAGAAGAUGAGAUUCGGUAGACAGGAUCAGGAGGAGGCAGACACAGAGAAGAAGAGCUUGAAGAAGCCUCACCGUUUCACCAGCUGUCUUCCAGACUCUCAGGAACUUUUAGAGAUCAAGAGCAAGAAGAAGCUUCUUAUCACGGGCACAGAGCAGUUCAAUCAGAAGCCCAAGAAGGGCAUUCAGAUCCUGCAGGAGAAAGGCCUGCUCAGCAGCCCCAUGGACAAUAAUGAAGUGGCCCAGUGGCUGAGAGAAAACCCCCGGCUGGACAAGAAGAUGAUCGGAGAGUUUAUCAGUGACCGCAGGAACACUGACCUGCUCGACAGUUUUGUCAACACAUUCACCUUCCAGGGCCUGCGCAUAGACGAGGCGCUGCGCUUGUAUCUGGAGGCAUUCCGUCUUCCUGGCGAAGCGCCUGUCAUUCAUCGGCUCUUGGAAACCUUCACCGACAACUGGCAACAAGUGAACGGUAAUCCCUUCCAGUCAAACGACGCUGGCUUCGCCCUGGCUUAUGCAGUCAUCAUGCUCAACACCGAUCAGCACAACCAUAACGUUCGAAAGCAGAACAUCCCCAUGACGUUGGAGCAAUUCAAGAAGAAUCUCAAAGGUGUGAAUGGAGGAAAUGACUUUGAUCAAGACAUGCUGGAAGACAUCUACAAUGCAAUCAAGAACGAGGAGAUUGUGAUGCCUGAUGAGCAGACGGGGCUGGUGAAGGAGAACUAUGUGUGGAGUGUUCUGCUGCACAGAGGAGCCUCGUCUGAAGGGAUGUUCCUGCAUGUACCUGACAGCAGUUACGACCGCGACCUCUUCACCAUGACCUGGGGACCCACCAUUGCUGCCCUCUCCUACGUUUUUGACAAGAGCCUAGAUGACAAUAUCAUUCAGAAAGCCAUUGCUGGGUUCAGGAAAUGUGCCAUGAUCUCUGCACAUUAUGGCUUCAGUGAUGUCUUUGAUAACUUAAUCAUUUCACUCUGCAAGUUUACUACUCUCAGCUCUGAGUCUGUAGAGAACCUGCCCACUGUGUUUGGCAGUAACAGGAAGGCUCAGAUUGCUGCCAAGACCGUGUUCAGCCUGGCCCAUCGGCAUGGUGACAUUUUACGAGAGGGAUGGAAGAACAUCAUGGACUCCAUGUUGCAGCUUUUCAGGGCUGAGCUCUUACCAAAGUCCAUGGUUGAGGUUGAGGACUUUUUGGACCCAAAUGAGAAGAUUUCCUUACAACGUGAAGAGACACCAUCAAACAGGGGUGAGUCAGCUGUAUUGAGUUUUGUGAGCUGGUUAACACUGAGUGAACAGUCCGGGCACCGAGGCCCCUCCACUGAGAACCAGGAGGCCAAACAAGCUGCCCUGCUCUGCAUAAAGCACUGUGACCCAGAAAAGCUGAUUACUGAAAGCAAGUUUCUUCAACUGGAGUCUUUACAGGAGCUCAUGAAGGCUCUAAUCUCAGUGACCCCGGAUGAGGAAACGUAUGAUGAAGAAGAUUCAGCUUUUUGUCUUGAGAUGCUGCUGCGAAUUAUUCUUGAAAACAGGGACAGAGUAUCAUGUGUUUGGCAAACGGUACGGGAUCAUCUGUACCAGUUGUGCGUCCAUGCCAGUGAGAGCUGCUUCCUGGUGGAGAGAGCAGUGGUGGGAUUGCUCAGACUCGCCAUACGCUUAUUGCGCAGAGAGGACAUAGGCUCACAGGUUCUCCUCUCUCUUCGCUUGUUGUUGAUGAUGAAACCUUACGUCCUUAUCAGAGUCAGUCGAGAGGUGGCCUAUGGCUUGCAUGAGCUGCUUAAAACCAAUGCUGCCAACAUCCACUGCACUGACGACUGGUACACGCUCUUUACACUUUUGGAGUGCAUCGGGGCUGGGGUCAAACCUCCGGCUGCUCUACAGGUCACCGACAUCAACCCAGACAUCGACGCAGGUGCUCAGUCAGAUAGCGAACUGAGUUUAUAUCAUGAGAGCGAAGUUCGUCUUGAUCGGGGAUAUACGUCCGACUCUGAGGUUUACACUGAGCACAGCAGAUCCAGAAUGCCUCGUUCAGCUACUGAUGUGGAUGUAGGCUGGCUAGUGGUGGGUAAAGAGGAUUUGGAUGGAUCUAAGGCAGCAGUGACCCCAGCUUCAAAACCUUUGAGCCAUCCUCUCGUUAACCAGUACAGUUUAACUCUUGGGCAGGACAUGGGUUUGCAUGACACCAAAUCCCUGAUCAAGUGCGUGGACUCGCUUUCCUUCAUCGUACGCGAUGCCGCCCAUGUCACUCCAGAAAACUUUGAACUUUGUGUUAAAGCCAUACGAGUGUUUGUGGAGGCGAGCCUUAAUGGAGGCUACCGCGCCCACGAGAAGAGAAAGAGCCACAAAUACGACUCCAAAUCCAGCCGGCUCCGAAAGAAGCCGCGAGAGAAGGAAGGCACAUCACGGAGAACCAAAGCGUCCAGUCAGCGGCCCACCCGUUCCCAUAGCGACGAUGAGGAAGACGAGGGCGUGCCGGCCAGUUACCACACGGUGUCUUUUCAGGUUAGUCUGGACUUGUUAGACCUGAUGCACACACUGCACACUCGAGCAGCCGGCAUCUACAGCUCUUGGGCAGAGGAACAGCACCAUCUAGAGGAUGCUGGCAGAAAAAUCCAGGCGGAUUCUCAAACACUGUGGUCCAGCUGCUGGUGUCCCCUCCUUCAAGGGAUGGCAUGGUUGUGCUGUGAUGCACGGAGGCAAGUCCGGAUGCAAGCUCUCACCUACCUACAGAGGGCACUUCUUGUACACGAUCUACAAACUCUGGAUGCAGUGGAGUGGGAGUCCUGCUUCAACAAGGUCCUGUUUCCUUUGCUGACCAAACUCCUAGACAACAUCAGUCCAGCUGAUGUGGGAGGCAUGGAGGAGACCAGGAUGAGGGCCUGUACACUGCUUUCUAAGGUGUUUCUGCAGCAUCUCUCUCCACUGCUUUCUCUGCCCACAUUUGCCGCCCUCUGGCUCACCAUUUUAGACUUCAUGGACAAGUACAUGCACGCUGGCUCCAGCGAUCUUCUGCUGGAGGCCAUCCCUGAGUCUCUGAAGAACAUGCUGCUGGUGAUGGACACAGCAGGGAUCUUUCACAGCGCUGACUCCCGUACAGGCUACUCAGACUUGUGGGAAAUCACCUGGGAGAGAAUUGACUGUUUCCUGCCCCGUCUGAAGGAAGAGCUCUUCAAACAGGCUGUCAUUCCAGAACCUGUAUGUAAUGUUCCUGUGGAGCCUGUCCCGCCGCCUGCUGCUGUUACUCCCGCCUCUCCCCCUGUGCCAGCCCCCUCACCAGUGCCAGCUGCCCCCGCAGAGCCAAACAUCCACAGCAGACCUGCAUCUCCUCAGGAUAUCCCCACACCUAGUGCCAACGGAACAGACAGAUCAUCUCCAGUUCCUCCCUCAAAACCACCGAUGCCCACUCCAGCGAAGACGAGUCCUCCUGAGUCCCCGCCGCGUCCUCUGGGCCAGUCUCCACUCAUCCUGCAGCCGCUCGCCUCUCCUCUGCAAGUGGGCAUCUCCCCGAUGUCCCUGCCAAUCAUUCUGAACCCGGCUCUCAUAGAGGCUACCUCACCAGUGCCCCUGCUGCCCCGCCCCUCCAACGACUGACCCACCCCUCAAACAUAAGCCCAAAAAAGUGCCGCCACGUCUGAGGGAGAAACAGUGGAAGCAGCAUCUGAUGUGACUGUUCUCCUGCGCGUGUGCACUCGCUGUAGCCCACACUAUUAAAUUAUGUAACAGCAGGACCUGGAAUAAGAGUGCAUGGAGGACAUCGACAUGCAUGGUUGCCUAUUUAUUCAAAACAGGAAGGUGCCACGCUGGAGGACAGUUCAUUAUUGACAGGACUAGAUUUAUUUGGGUCUGUUAGGUUAACGGCUCCCGUCAGAGCAGAUUUUAAUACAUCAAUACUCAGUUGUUACUCUUGAGAUUUACUCAGGCAGUGAUCACUUUAAUUAUGUAGUUUCGUCGUAAAUUGCUCCAUAGAAAAAGAAAAAGAUGUAGCCUCGUAAAAUGUUUUCCAUUCAUGGUUCAUUUGAACAUUGAAAGCAUAGUUCACCCAAAAAACUGAAUUCUAUUAUUAUUUACUCGCCCAUUGAUUUUCUAUUGUAUGGACCAGGGUUUUUCUUUAAAUAUCUUUGAUGAAAGAAUGUCAUACAGGUAUGGAACAACAUGAGGGUGAGUAAAUGAUGACCGAAUGUUCAUUUUUGGGUAAACUCUACAUUUGUUCUUUUGGUUAAAAACAAUAAAAUCUGGCUUAUAAUGACGCCACAUAAUUCAUUAUCCUGCAUCUCCACGACAUUCCAGACACCUCACUGAUGUUCUCAACUAAACAAACCAGCUGUGUGUCAGCAUUUGUUUUAUUUUGAUGGCUAUUUUUAUCCGCGAGUUGUCUUAAAGAGAGCUGGUUUUGUUUCUCACGUUUAUGUUGUUUUGCUGAGGCACAUCUGCUCUUUGAAGCUUACCCUUUCAAGAAAUUCUCCUGGACAAUAGAUCAUUUCUUCCAAAUAAAUGUUUCAUCAGUUGUA